AUGUCAGACUCGGAGGAUGUGUACAUGAUGUCGGCAGACGAAGAUUCUUUCGUCAUUCCGAGCAAGUCUGGCAAGUCAAACGGGAUGAGCAAGACCAAACCGGCCGCCAAGAACAAAUCUUCCACCUCUGCGUCGGUAUCUGCUCCAAAGGCCAAAGUCGCAGCAGGCGCAGCAGGCGGGACGAAAAAGACGAGCACUGCGACGGCGACAAAGAAAGCGGCGCCCUUGAAAAAGAGAAAUUCGAACGAGGGUCAAGGUGAGGAUUUCGAUCCCGAGGGAGAUGAGAGCAUCUUUGAGAGACCUAGACAAGUCGCUGCUGCCGGCACUGGGAAGAGCGCCUCGGAGCAGUACCAAAAGGUGAGAUGCGCUGUGUGUCCUGCUUCCACAUGGUGCAUCCGUCCAAGAGGCAAAGGCGCAUGACUUGACGCUUCGCGCGCCCUUACCGCCGCACAGCUGUCGCAAUUGGAACACGUCCUCAAAAGGCCCGACACGUACAUUGGUAGCGUCGAGAAACAUGAGGAUGAUCUAUGGGUGUACGAUGGAACUACCGAGGGCAUGGCUUACAGGUGAGCUACGCUCCGCCUAGGCUUGUAUGCGCAUCGAAGGUGCACGCGCUGACGCUGCGUGUAACGCGAGCAGGAAGAUCGCAUACGUUCCUGGCUUCUACAAGAUCUUUGAUGAGAUCCUCGUCAAUGCCGCCGACAACAAGGUCAGUGUGGGGUAGGUCGCAUGACUAGCAACGCCUGACGAGCUUGCCUUGACUGAGUAUGUCCCUCUCCAACUCCCAGGUUCGCGACCCUACCAUGGACACGAUCAAAGUGACGAUCGACCGAGAAGAGGGGUCGAUCACAGUGUGGAACAAUGGUCACGGUAUCCCCAUCGAAGUGCACGACAAGGAAGGAGUGUACAUUCCUCAGCUCAUCUUUGGCGAGCUCUUGACCUCCUCCAAUUACGACGACAAUGAGGACAAGGUGACGGGAGGUCGUAAUGGAUACGGUGCAAAGCUUGCCAACAUCUACUCCAAAGAGUUCGUCGUGGAGACUGCGGACAAGGAGAGGGAGCUCAAGUACAAGCAGGUGUUUACGGACAAUAUGAGCAAGGCGGGCAAGCCGAAGAUUACCAAAAAUAGCGGAGGCAAGCAGGAAUACACCAGCAUCACUUUCAAGCCCGACUUUGAGAGGUUCAAAAUGUCGGGCAUCGAUGCGGAUACGGAGAGCUUGCUGAGAAAGCGCGUGUACGACAUGGCGGGAACGGUCAAGGAUUGCAAAGUGUUUCUGAAUGGGGAAAGACUCAAGGUCAAGUCAUUCAAACAGUACGUCGAGAUGUACGUCAAGGCUAUCAACGAGCUUAGUGGAGAGCCCAAAGUGGACGAGAAUGGAGACGAAAUUGCAAAUGCUCCGGCCAAGCAGACGAUCAUCUACGAUCAGCAAGAGGACAAGGGUAGGCUUUGGGAAGUCGCUUUUGCAGUGUCGGACGGUCAAUUCAGGCACGUGAGUAGGCGGUUGAAGCUUUCACAAUGCACAUGCAACGAACCGAUCUGAUGGGCCGUGCGCCCUUGUCUGUCAUCCAGUGCUCCUUCGUCAAUCACAUUGCGACGAUCAAGGGCGGCAGACACGUGGACAUGGUAGCGUCUCAGGUGGAAUCCAAGAUCAUGGACGCACUCAAGAAGAACAAGAAGAAUGGACCGGUAAAGAGCCAGCAGGUUCGACAGCAACUUUGGAUCUUUGUCAAUUGCGAAAUCGUCAAUCCUACCUUUGACGGACAGACCAAGGAGACUUUGACGCUGAAACCUAGCGCUUUUGGAUCAAAGUACACCGUCUCGGAUGAGUUGGUCAAGAAGAGUGAGUGCGCCGUUCGCUGAGAUUUGCAGCGAGCUGUGUGUAGAACGACGCUGAUUCGCGUGGUUUGCGAUGCGACGGAUUCUGCAAAGUCAUGAAAGCUGGCGUAGCGGAGAACGUCCUUUCGUUUGCCAAGUUCCAGCAAGAAAAGCAGCUGAAGAAGACCGAUGGCGCGAAGCGAUCACGGUGCGUCGACCGAACCGACCAGAGACUUGAGCGCUCUCACUGAUGCUCAAUUUCUCCUAAACCCUAGAAUCACGGGUAUCCUCAAGCUCGAGGAUGCCAACAAUGCCGGUGGACGAAAGGCGCGUGACUGCACCCUCAUUCUCACUGAAGGAGAUUCCGCCAAGGCGCUUGCCGUGUCCGGUCUAAGUGAAGUGGGCCGCGACAACUACGGAGUAUUCCCAUUGCGUGGUAAGCUGCUCAAUGUGCGCGACGCGAGCCACGACAUGAUCAUGAAGAAUACCGAGAUCAGUCACAUCAAGACGAUUUUGGGCCUGCAACACAACAAGGUCUACAAUAGCGUCGACUCGCUACGAUAUGGAAAGCUGAUGAUCAUGACGGAUCAAGACCACGACGGUUCGCACAUCAAGGGUCUCAUCAUCAACUUUUUGGACCACUUUUAUCCCUCGUUGUUGAAGCAAGCUGGAUUCCUCAUCGAGUUCAUCACGCCCAUCGUCAAGUGCACAAAGGGGAAGCAGGAGAAAUCCUUCUUCACCAUUCCAGAGUACGAGAGAUGGAAAGAGGAGAAUGCGGACGGCAAGGGAUGGGUCAUCAAGUACUACAAGGGUCUGGGUACCAGUUCGGCCCAGGAUGCCAAGAAGUACUUCAGAGCGAUGGACAAGCACAUGCUACCCUUCGAUGCCAUGCAGGAUAGCGACCGGGCGCUCAUUGACCUCGCGUUCAACAAAAAGAAGGCAGAUGAUCGUAAAGAGUGGCUGAGGCAGUUCAGACCUGGAACUUAUCUGGACCACAACAUCAACAGCGUACCCUUAGCGGACUUUGUCAACAAGGAGCUCAUCUUGUUCUCCAUGGCAGACAAUGUCAGAUCCAUUCCUUCUUUGGUGGACGGACUGAAGCCAGGUCAACGGAAAGUCAUGUUUGGGUGCUUCAAGCGCAAGCUCAAGGGAGAGAUCAAGGUAGCGCAGCUGGGUGGUUAUGUUUCUGAGCACUCUGCUUACCAUCACGGAGAGCAGAGCAUGUACAUGACCAUUGUUGGUCUAGCCCAAGACUUCUGCGGUAGCAACAACAUCAACCUCUUGUCGCCCAACGGUCAAUUCGGUACGAGAUUGAUGGGAGGCAAAGAUGCGGCCUCGGCUCGUUAUAUUUUCACUAGCUUGCCUAGCAUCACGAGACAGAUCUUCCAUCCGGCCGACGACAAUCUCCUCAAUUACCUCAAUGAUGAUGGACAGAGCAUCGAGCCGGAGUGGUACAUGCCUGCCGUACCUCUUGUGCUCAUCAAUGGCGGCGAAGGCAUCGGAACGGGAUGGAGCUCUUCGUUGCCUAAUUACAAUCCCAAGGACAUAGUCGCCAACCUUCGCCGAAGGAUGGCCGGUGAAGAAUAUGUGCCCAUGCUGCCUUGGUACAGAGGUUUCAUCGGACCCAUCCACCAAGUGGGACCUGACCGUUUCAAAUGCUCCGGUAUCAUCGAGCCACACGAUGAUGGAAAGACGUGGGAGAUCAAAGAGUUGCCCAUUCGCACUUGGACAUCGAGCUACAAGGAGUGGCUCGAAGAAAGAGUGGUGGGCACGGAAAAGAGCCCGGCUACGAUCAAAGAGUACAAGGAAUACCAUACGGACACGACUGUGCACUUUGUCAUUGAGCUCAAUACGCGCGGACAACAAGAAGUCAAGGAUCAAGAGAGCGCGGAAACUUACUUCAAGAUGCACACGCUCAUCGCCACGUCGAACAUGGUCCUCUUUGAUCAAUAUGGCAAGAUCAAAAAGUACGCUACGCCAGAAGAGAUUCUAGAAGACUUUUAUCUGCUCAGGCUCCAGUACUACCACAAGCGCAAAGAAUAUCUGGUCGAGGAGCUCAAGAACGCGUUUGAGAGGCUAUCGAAUCAGGCGAGGUUCGUGCAGAUGAUCAUCAAGGGAGAAUUGAAGGUGUCGAAUCGCAAGAGGAACGACAUUGUGUCCGAUUUGAGAAGGCACGAUUUCAGACCUUUUCCAAAGAAUGCCAAGGGCGCAGUCGCGGCCGAAGUGGACGACGGCACGCCGGAAGACGAGAUGGAGAAUACGGGCGCAGAAUCAGACUAUGAUUACUUGCUCGGUAUGGCCAUCUACACUUUGACCAGGGAAAAAGUGGAGCGCCUUUUGGCUCAGCGCGAAGAGAAGGAAAAGGAACUGGCAACUUUGCUAGGCCGGUCGCCAGAGAAUCUCUGGGAUGAGGAUCUGAGCAAGUUUUCGGAAGAGUGGCAAUCAUUGUUGGACGAGGAUGAGAGGAGGUUGAAGGAUGUGGGAUCGAAAAGGGGGAAAGGCGCCGGAGGCAAAAGGAUAAAAGGUGGAGGCGCUGCUGCUCGUAAAGUCUUCAAAGACGAGGAUCGCAGCGCUGAUGAUUCGGAGGACGAUUACAAGCCCAAAGUGGCUGCGCCCAAGAAAAGAAUCGCGUCUGGAUCCGGAGGACCUGCAAAAUCUGCUAGCGGUGCUGCUGCUGCUGCCGUCAAGAGGGCUACCAGUACCCUGGACGAUGAUGAUCUGAACGCUCUGACGAAAGCUUCUGCAUCUGCCAGCAAUGGGAUCAAGAAAGCAAAGAUUGGAAGCGGCAAUGUUCCUAGCGCUUUCAAAACUGCUGCUGCUCCGUCCGACGUCGACGACAGUUUGGAAGCGGACGUGAUCCCUACGAAGGCUUCGAAGUCCAAAACAACUUCUAGCGCUAAAUCGCGCACAGCUUCGACGAGCGCGAAAAAGGCUCCGGCGACAAAUUCUAAAAAGAUCUUUAGUUCGGACGAGGAAGAGUCGGUCGUCUUGACCAAGACUCCACCUGCACCCGCUCGCAACACCAAUGCUAGAGCUAGAAAAGCUCCCGUCAAGUACACCAUUUCGGAUAGCGAGGCGGAAGAAGGCGUUUCGGAGUACGACGAGGACUGA
Ceraceosorus bombacis is the source of this 4927-nucleotide messenger RNA. The record is from the annotation of a GenBank genome assembly. Lineage: Eukaryota; Fungi; Basidiomycota; Exobasidiomycetes; Ceraceosorales; Ceraceosoraceae.